CCCAAGCACCUCCGCAGGCCCCUCCCACCGCCUCCUCCCUCCUGCUUGUCCUGCAGCUGCAACAAAAAACCCCAGGCCAAACAAAACCCCCAUUUUCGUCCUCGCCGUCAUCAAUCUCCCAUUCUCCCCGGAGCGAAUCGCGAUCCUUCCUCUAGGUUAAGUGAUGAUACUGGACUUCGUCGACCUGUCCAGUGAUGAUGAUGAUGAGGAGAUGCUUGCCAGAGAAGAACACAGUGUUCACGGAAAAGGUCAUUCAGUUCAUUUGAAGGCAGAAAUUGUUGACUUGACUAGUGAUGAGGACAUUUUUGAAGGAGAGCACCUUGCUCAUGGACAAUGCAAUGCUGCUCAAGGCACAGCACUUCUUAAACAGGAGUUCUUCAGAGAUGAUGGACAAGCAGAAGCUGCCCAGUGCACAGUAAAAUUACAGAUGCAAGAACUUAGAGCAGAUGAUGGACAAGCUGAUGGUGCCCUGUGCACAGCAACGUUACAGAUGCAAGAACAUAAAGAAGAUGAUGGGCAAGGUGAUGCUGCCCAGAGCACAACCACAUUACAGAUGCAAGAACUGAGAGCAGAUCAUGCACAAUGCGAUGCUGUCCAGUGUAUAACAACGUUGCAGAGGCAAGAACUUAGUGCAAAAUUUGGACAAGGUGAUGCUGCCCAGUGCAUAGCAACAUUACAGAUGCAAGAACAUAAAGUUGAUGUUGGGCAAGGUGAUGCUGCCCAGAGCACAGUCACAUUACAGAUGCAAGAACUUAGAGCAGAUCAUGGACAAGGCAAUGCUGUCCAGUGUAUAACAACAUUGCAGAGGAAAGAACUUAGUGCAGAAGUUGGACAAGGUGAUGCUGGCCAGUGCAUAGCAACAUUACAAAUGCAAGAACUCAUAGCAGAUGAUGUACAAGGUGAUGCUUCUCAGUGCGCAGCAACAUUACUGAUGCAAGAACUUGGAGCAGAUUACGGACAAGGUGAUGCUGCCCAGUGCACAACCACUUUACAGACGGAAGAACUUACUGCAGAUGAUGGACAAGAUACUGCUGCUCAAUUCACACCAACAUUAGAACUUACUCAAGAUGAUGAACAAGGUGGUGAUGUGCCGUGCACGACAGCACUCAAAAGACAACAACUUAAUCCAGAUGAUGGACAAGAUGCUGUUGCCCUGUGUACAACAACAUUACCAAGGCAGAAAUCUAUUUCAGAUGGUGCACAAGGUGAUGUCCCUCGCAUCACAACAGCACUACAGAGGCAGGAAUCUGAUGCAGCUCAUGGAAAAGGCAAUGCAGCUCAGUGCACAACAUCACAUAGGCAGGAGUUCCUAGCAGCAGAUGAUAGCAUGCAAGAGGAUGUGCAUUUUAGAAAUUCAGCUGAAGCUACCACAUCCUUAUCAAGGACACAAGAAGGGAGUCACAGGGUAACUGGAUUUCUGAAUACGUCUUAUGCGCCGACUGUAGAACCAUUUUCCCGGCAAUUCUGGAAAGCUGGAGAGUAUGGAGUAGCUACUGAAGCUGCGAUCAACACUGGCCAAAACUGCUUACGGAUUCAUCCCAAGUUUCUUCAUUCUAAUGCUACUUCGCAUAAGUGGGCAUUUGGUGCUAUUGCAGAGCUGCUCGACAAUGCUAUUGAUGAGGUGAACAAUGGUGCAACCUUUGUGAAAAUAGAUAAGAUGAAGCAUUCUCCUGAUGGGGAUUAUGCAUUGGUGAUAGAAGACAAUGGAGGCGGCAUGAGUCCAGAAUCUCUUCGACAUUGUAUGAGCUUCGGAUUCUCUCAGAAAUGCACAACUGCAUCCAUUGGGCGAUAUGGAAACGGCUUCAAAACUAGCACAAUGAGGCUUGGGGCAGAUGCUAUUGUGUUCACAUGUACUAAAGAUAAUAGGAGAAUGACACGAAGUGUUGGAUUGCUGUCUUACACAUUCCUAACGAGAACUAAGUGCAAUGAUAUAUUUGUACCAGCGGUUGACUACGAAUUUGAUGCCUCAUCUUCAACUUUCAAGAGGAUAAUGAACUGUGGUGAAAAACAUAUUUCAUCUAAUCUAUCUACUCUUUUGAGGUGGUCCCCAUUUUCUACAGAAGGUGAAUUAUUGGAUCAAUUCAGCGAUAUGGAGUGCCAUGGCACAAAAAUCAUUGUAUUCAACUUGUGGUUCAACGAUGCAUUGGAAAUGGAGCUUGACUUUGACACUGAUAAACAGGAUAUUAUGAUCUCAGGAGCACCUGAGAUACGAGCAGGGCGCAAUACAGUAGAAAGGUUGACACAGAUGCAUGUAGCAAAUCGUUUUCGAUAUUCACUUCGGGUUUAUGCAUCUAUAUUAUACCUACAUGUACCUGAAAACUUUCAAAUCAUCCUGUGUGGACGAGCUGUUGAACCCCAUUAUGCUGUCAAUGAUCUCAUGUACCGCGAGUGUAUCAAAUAUCGACCACAAGUUGAAGUAACCGGGGAGGUUGAUGUCAUUACUACAAUUGGCUACUUAAGUGGUGCUCCACGACUUGAUAUCUAUGGAUUUAGUGUCUACCAUAAGAACCGUUUGAUACUGCCCUACUGGCGUGCAGGCUCAUUUAAUAGACAGAGAAGAGGCAUUGCUGGGGUUUUGGAGGCAAACUUCAUAAGACCUACACAUGAUAAGCAAGAUUUUGAGAGGACUGGACUUUUCCAGAGACUUGAGACACGACUAAAAGACAUGGCAACUGAGUAUUGGACUUACCAUUGUCAUCUGGUUGGUUACACUCAGGUGGCAAAAAGGCCUCCUCCAGCACAUUAUAUAUCAACUACUGCCGACCACGAUGAUCAUAACUUAGUAGCUCAAGCCACCACAAAUACUUGCGAUUACAAUUCAAGAGCCAGGGCAUCUGUAGCAUUGCACCCUUGUUCCAAUGGAUAUAACAUGCUAUAUCCUUUGCAUGUUGAUCUUGAUGCCUUGCCAGAUCAAAUGGACUGUGAUGCAUGCCCUUCGGCAAGCAUAAAUGUGGGGACUACAUCAUAUACACCACGCAAUGCGCCUCAACAAUCUGAAACUGAAUUAUGCAGACGAAGAAAGCCUUGCUCAGAGAUUUUCUGGAGAGCUCAAAAAAGGCGGAACACCAAUGUUUAUUCUGAUCAACCUGGAAGCGACAAUGGCACUGAGGAGGCAGAGGAAGGGUUCAGAGUUGUACUUGAUCAGAACACCAUGCUAAAGGAUGAGUGCUCUAAACUUGAGGCAGCAGGAAAGCUUCUGACAUCUAAGGCAGAUGAAUUGAGAAAGGAACUCAGCGUGUGGCGACGGGUGCACAGGAGCCUAACCGACGAAUUGCAAUUCUACAAUGGCCUUGAAGGAUUGCGUCGUGGUGGGCAUCUCAGCAACCCCGGCGUUGGAUUCAUAUAAGUGAUGGUGGAAAAUAGUGGCAGAAGGCCCGCAAGUAUUCUGGUAGUUGUGCCUGUAGUAGAUCUGGUAUAUAUGAUACUCAACCAUAUGCAGUGCAGGCGUAGGAGGAUAGCUCUAAGAUCUCAGACGAUCACUCUUAGGCCACACAUUGGGUGGAAGAUAUUUACAGCCUGUGUCAUUGCCCGGAGAGAUGUGAUGAAUGUUUACAUCCAGAUAUUCGCAGAUUUUGUGUUCAUGGGUCACGGUUGUGGGGCAAAAGGAUGGUGAUGGUUGCAUUC
Messenger RNA from Setaria italica (foxtail millet), 3624 nucleotides. RefSeq lists its product as uncharacterized. The transcript is spliced from 20 exons. Gene Ontology annotation, molecular function: ATP hydrolysis activity. The record is from RefSeq and is a predicted model, not a curated record. Bases 164 to 3346 code for a protein of 1060 amino acids. NCBI's taxonomy places the organism in Eukaryota, Viridiplantae, Streptophyta, Magnoliopsida, Poales, Poaceae. Gene Ontology annotation, cellular component: nucleus.